This is a messenger RNA of Cladocopium goreaui, 1179 nucleotides long. NCBI's taxonomy places the organism in Eukaryota, Dinophyceae, Suessiales, Symbiodiniaceae. The record is from the annotation of a GenBank genome assembly.
AUGCUGAUCCAGCGAGAUCACAUUGGCCAGUCAACGCGGCCGUCAAAAGAACAGCUGACUGGUUUGGCCCACAGACUUGCACCCUCUCGAAGCUUCGUCAGCUGUGGCAAACAUGUCGUUCUGGGAAGUUCCAGGGAUGAAGGCAUGGCCAAUGCUGGCGUGAUCACAGGUGACCUUGCGUGGGCUCUCCUUCAGCAUGCGAAGGAAAACAAGUACGCCAUCCCAGCAUUCAACUGCACCAGCUCCAGCACCAUCAACUCAGUGCUUGAAGCCGGCAAGGAGCUGAACCGCCCAGUGAUGAUCCAGUUCUCAGAGGGUGGCUCUGCUUUUGUGGCUGGCAAGGCCCUUCCGAAUGAGAAGGGCAAACUGCAGGCCUCGAUCCUGGGAGCUGUUGCAGGCGCUCACUUCGCACGCGCCGUGGCGCCCGCGUAUGGCAUCCCCGUCUUGGUUCACUCCGACCACUGCGCCAAAAAACUGCUGCCAUGGUUCGAUGGCAUGUUGGAGGCUGACGAGGCAUACUUCAAGGAGCAUGGAGAGCCGCUAUUCUCUUCCCACAUGUUGGAUUUGUCUGAGGAACCAGAUGAGGAGAACAUUGAGAUUUGCGCCAAGUACUUGAAGCGCAUGGCACCAAUGAAACAGAUUUUGGAAAUGGAGAUUGGCAUCACCGGUGGCGUGGAAGAUGGUGUUGACAACAGCGGAGCUGCCAAGGAAAAACUGUACUCCACUCCGGAAGACGUGUUCAAUGUCUACAAGGGCCUCAACCCAAUUUCUCAUAUGUUCACCAUCGCUGCAGCCUUCGGCAACGUCCACGGUGUCUACAAGGCUGGAAACGUGGUGCUGAAGCCCGAGAUUCUGCAGGAGAUGCAAGACUACGCCCGCGAGCAGAUCAAGGCAUCCACCGGCAAGGACAUCGAGAGGCCUCUGAACUUUGUGUUCCACGGUGGCUCUGGAUCCGAGAAGCACCACAUUACAACGGCCCUGAAUGCCGGAGUGGUGAAGAUGAACGUGGACACCGACACGCAGUGGGCCUACUGGGAAGGCCUGUUGAAGUUCUACAAGAACAAGGAGGGCUACCUGCAGGGCCAGAUUGGCAACCCAGAAGGAGAGGACAAGCCAAACAAGAGCUUCUACGACCCGCGCAAAUGGGUCCGCGAGUGCGAAGUAUCCAUGGUGAAGCGU